GUUCGCAAUCUGCGCCUCUCAUCAGGCACCUUGACGGCCUUUCCAGACAAAAUAGCUGAAGAAUUUAGACAAUACUACCAAUCGCUCUACAAUCUACAUGAGCGGGACGGACGGGAUAAAAGGGACACCGAAUCUAUCAGAGUGCAGGAAUACUUAAGAGACACCGUGACGAAAGCAAUACGCCCAGAUGCGGCAGAGGAAUUGGACGCCAUGAUUACCGCAGAGGACAUUCAGGCGGCCCUGAAAUCUGCUAAAACGGGAAAAGCCCCAAGCCCAGAUGGUUUCUGCUCAGAUACUACAAAACUUUUUCAUCAAUACUGUUUCCAUGGUUGA
This is a messenger RNA of Pelobates cultripes (western spadefoot toad), 333 nucleotides long. NCBI's taxonomy places the organism in Eukaryota, Metazoa, Chordata, Amphibia, Anura, Pelobatidae. The record is from the annotation of a GenBank genome assembly.